CACUUACCUUUCUUUCUUUCUUUUUUUCUUUUUUUGGUAGUUCGGAAUAACGGAUGAUCCACUUACGAGUUACGAUUGUAUGGGCUAUGUUUAAGUUUGUUAGGGUUCGCGUAAAAUAGAAAAGAAUACGACUAAACAAAAUGGCCGUACAUACUUAUUUCUUAGAGAAUGUUGAAUGAUCCCUUGUCUCUUUUUUCGUCUAAUGGCCGGGACCACGUACGAUUACUUUUUUUUUUUCACAAGCUCAGAGUGAAACCGGCUUCUAGUAGAUGAAAUUCUAAGUACGGGGUAAAUAUUUUUUUCAACUUAUUCUAAUGUUUGGUUGCUAACUUAAGUUCUUUUGGAAUUUUAACCUAAUAAAAACUAGUAGACAGAAUGAUAGUUCCCCAAACAAGACUUAAUCGAAUGUUCUGAUUCCAUUUUGCAUGCAGCACAUAUAAUAUAUCUUUCAUGUAAUUAUUCUCAGGUUUGCUAGUAGAUAAGCACUGGAGCAGUGAAGAGCACUUGGAGAAAUUGGAGAGAUUGGGAUGUCUAGUUUUGCAUAAAGUUGAUGUCCAUAAUAUGAGCUGCCAUCACACACUAAAACACAUGAAAUUUGAUGUUGUAGUUUUUAACUUCCCUCAUGCUGGCCAUUUUUAUGGCUACUGCGAAAAAGAUGAAGAGCUAAUCGAGAUGCACAAGGAGCUGUUGAGGGGUUUCUUCAAGAAUGCCAGAGAGAUGCUGGUGAAGGAAGGUGGUGAAGUCCAUGUCACCCACAGGGAUGACUAUCCUUACAACACAUGGGAAUUGGAGAAACUUGGAGCUGAAUCAGGUUUCAGUCUGAAAGAGAAAGCGAGGUUUGAGAAGGGAGAUUAUCCAGGUUACCACAACAAGAGAGGAGGUGAUAUCAACUGCAACAAGACGUUCCUUCUCGGGUUUGAGUGCUUUACAUCCAAGUUCUCACUUCACAUGGAUAACACUGGUGAUCAGCCGCAAAAGAAUAAGGAGCAUGACCGUGAAGUAGCUCAUGAAUGUGCUAGUGGCGACAAGGGAUUGGGAGGUGUAAUCCACAAGGACAACGCUGAUGAUCAGCGGCAAAAGAUUAAUGAGCAUGAGCAUGAGCAUGAAAUCAAUGAAUGUGCUAGUGGUGACAUGGGAUUGGGAAUCCACAUGGAAAACACUUGUGAUCAGCUAGAAAAGAAUAAUGACGUGGGAUUAGGAGGUAAAAUCGACAUGGAAAACACUGGCGAUCAGCUGCAAAAGAAUAACGAGCAUGACAAUGAAAUAAAUGAAUGUGCUAUUGGCGAAGUGGGAUUGGGAGGUAAAAUCAACAUGGAAAACACUGGUGAUCAACUGCAAGAGAAUAACGAGCAUGACCAUAAGAUAGAGGAAUGUGCUACUGGUCACAUCGGACUGGGAGGUAUAAUUGUUGCUGUUGGGAUCUCCAUGUUUGUAGUAAUUAUGCUUAUACCACGUAUAUGUGGAAAAUAG
Rhododendron vialii is the source of this 1470-nucleotide messenger RNA. RefSeq lists its product as uncharacterized. Gene Ontology annotation, biological process: rRNA base methylation. The coding region runs from base 562 to 1470 and encodes 302 amino acids. Lineage: Eukaryota; Viridiplantae; Streptophyta; Magnoliopsida; Ericales; Ericaceae. The record is from RefSeq and is a predicted model, not a curated record. Gene Ontology annotation, molecular function: rRNA (uridine-N3-)-methyltransferase activity. The transcript is spliced from 2 exons. Gene Ontology annotation, cellular component: cytoplasm.